This is a messenger RNA of Dermacentor andersoni, 1555 nucleotides long. Its product is annotated as dipeptidyl peptidase 1-like. The record is from RefSeq and is a predicted model, not a curated record. Gene Ontology annotation, biological process: proteolysis. Gene Ontology annotation, molecular function: cysteine-type peptidase activity. Lineage: Eukaryota; Metazoa; Arthropoda; Arachnida; Ixodida; Ixodidae.
UGGGGGCAACAUCAGACGGGCCUGUAUACGUAGCGGCGGGCGUCCAGUGGCCCCGCAGCGUGCGAGAGAAAUGUGGUCCUCCGUCUGCUUCGCGCUUCUCCUGUGCGUCCUAGGCCUAGUAGCCGGCGACACGCCGGCCAAUUGCACGUACGAUGAGACACGAGGAUGGUGGACUUUCACCGAAGGCCCUCGCGACGGUGACAGAAGCAUAGAGUGCGACAACUGGAUGCCAGGAAAAGGUGCCUCCAAGAUACGGGUGUUGCUGGAGUUCCCGAACUUGGCCACUGACGAACUUGGAAACCGAGGGACCUGGACCCUGAUCUAUAACCAGGGAUUCGAAGUUGUGAUAAACUUCAGAAGGUACUUCGCCUUCUCCAACUACAGCAAGAGCGAGAGCUUCUGCAGCAGCACCAAGGCGGGAUGGGCGCACGACAUUCUCGGCCACAACUGGGCCUGCUUCGAAGGACAUCGGGACGACAGCGUCCAGCAAGGAAAGCCACUGCAGGCUGAGACGCUCGGGCGUGAAGUGGGCGACACCGUGGACCCUUUCAACAGCGAGGAGUUCGUGGCGCUCCUCAACAAGGCGCAGAGCUCUUGGACGGCAAAGGUGCACGAGCCCUUCCGGGGCAAGACCCUCGACGAGAUGAUGAGCAUCCGCGGGGGUCACCGCAACAGGAACUUCAGAACCCCGCCACCAGCACCAGCGACCGAGGAGCAGCGGAAGCUGGCCAGUGCCCUGCCGGAGGAGUUCGACUGGAGGAACGUCAGCGGUGUCAACUACGUGUCGCCGGUCCGCAAUCAGGGGGGCUGCGGUAGCUGCUACGCAUUCGCAUCGAUGGCCCUCCUGGAGUCCAGGCUGCGCAUCGCCACCAACAACAAAGUGAAGCGUGUUUUCUCGCCGCAAGACGUCGUCUCCUGCUCGCCGUACUCGCAAGGCUGCAGCGGAGGCUUCCCGUACCUGAUCGGUGGCAAGUACGCGCAGGACUACGGUGUCGUGGACGAAGAGUGCAACCGCUACACGGGGCGGGACGGGCCCUGCAAGACGAGGCCCAACUGCACCAGGCACUACGUGGCCAAGUACCGCUACUGCGGAGGCUACUACGGCGCCUGCAACGAGGAAGUGAUGCGCCUGGCGCUGGUGCACGGGGGCCCGGUCGCCGUGGGCUUCGAGGUGUACCCGGACUUCCAGUCGUACUCGGGCGGCGUCUACCAGCACACCACCUUGCACCGGCAGCUGGGCGCCCCGUUCGACCCGUUCGAGCUGACCAACCACGCGGUCCUCGUGGUCGGCUACGGUUGGGACGAGGCCUCGCAGCUUCCUUACUGGACGGUCAAGAACUCGUGGGGCCCCGGGUGGGGCGAGGACGGGUUCUUCCGCAUACGACGUGGAAACGACGAAUGUGGCAUCGAGAGCCUCGCCGUCGAAGUCGAACCCAUACCCUAAACGAGUAAAUCAUCGCCUCGUCCAGCAGAUGUGUGCGCCGACCUGGCAUCCCUUGUAUCAUGCGAGGCAUGAUGCGCGGCACGUUUAAAUAAAAGUCAUUUCACAAACUUU